UAUUUUCGCAACACACAAAAUUACAAAAACAUAGUUAUCAAUUCUCACCAAAAUCACAACAAUAAAUAAACCAAACAUGUUACAUGAAUUCAACACAUUUAUGUACCAAUAAUAUUGUAACAUUUUUAUGAACUUUUUAUCUUAAACAUGGCUACUACAAUUGUUAAGCUUCAAGUUUUUCCAGAGUGUAAUUUGAAUAAGCAUAAGCUUAGAAAUGGAUUUGGUAGCUCAAAUUCUUCAUCUGGGGUGUUUGGUUUUGGACAAAAUUUUGGUGGGUUGUGUUUGAAAAAGUGUAGGGCUUUCAAGAGUGAAGAUGGUGGUGAUGUGAAGGAGAAAAAGUUGAGAAAUUUGAAGAAAAAUGAAGUGAAAGUUCAAAGGGAAAAUGGGUUUUGGAGUAAUUUUAGAAAUGUUUUGUUGGGAAAUUUUAUGAUGGGUUCUAAGUUGGAUGAUGAGUAUAGACAAGCUGUUGUUAGGGUUGAUGAAGUUCUAUCUAAGAUUGCUGUUCAGAUUGGGAGAUAUAUUGUGACCAUGAUGAGCACUGGUGUCAUCCUUGCAAUUGGAUUUCAGAUGUCAGGUGGAGAUAGUCAGAUGGAUGCACUGAUAUGGUAUAGUUGGCUUGGAGGAGUUAUCAUUGGGACAAUGAUAGGUGCUAACUGGGUGUUGGAGGAUUAUUGUCGCGAAGGUCCGCGUAAUGUUGUCAUAACUGGAAGUACGAGGGGAUUGGGGAAAGCUUUGGCGCGGGAGUUUCUUCUUUCGGGAGAUCGUGUGAUUGUUACUUCACGAAGCCCUGAGUCUGUGCAAGCAACUGUCAAAGAGCUUGAGGAAAAUCUAAAGGAAGGCAUUGCCAAUGCAGUUGGUUCAUCUUUGACAAAGCUUUCUCAAGCAAAAGUUGUAGGCAUUGCUUGUGAUGUUUGUGAGGCUAAUGAUGUUCAGAGAUUGGCAAACUUUGCUGUCAGCGAACUUGGUUAUAUUGACAUUUGGAUAAACAAUGCUGGAACAAAUAAAGGUUUUAGACCAUUGCUUCAAUUCAGCGAUGAAGAUAUCAAACAGAUUGUCUCGACAAAUUUGGUUGGUUCUAUCCUUUGUACCCGAGAAGCCAUGCGUAUUAUGAGAAACCAAACCAAGCCAGGCCACAUAUUUAAUAUGGACGGUGCAGGUUCUGGAGGCUCUAGCACACCUCUGACAGCCGUCUAUGGUUCUACAAAAUGCGGCCUUAGACAAUUUCAUGGAUCACUAUUGACGGAGUGCAAGCGAUCGAAAGUAGGUGUCCAUACUGCAUCUCCCGGCAUGGUUCUCACAGAACUUCUUUUAAGUGGUUCAACUAUUCAAAACAAGCAAAUGUUUAAUAUCAUAUGCGAGCUUCCUGAAACUGUUGCUAGAACAUUAGUUCCACGGAUGCGAGUCGUUAAGGGAACAGGCAAGGCCAUCAAUUACUUGACUCCUCCUAGAAUCUUGCUUGCCUUGGUCACCGCAUGGUUACGGCGAGGUCGCUGGUUUGAUGAUGAGGGAAGAGCAUUAUACUCAGCCGAAGCAGACCGACUAAGAAACUGGGCCGAAAACCGCGCACGGUUUUCCUUCACCGAUGCAAUGGAAAUGUACACAGAGAACACAUGGUUAUCAGUCUUCUCACUUUCAGUUGUUUGUGCAUUCAUAAUUCUUUCUAGCACUAGCAGCAAUUUGCCUGGAACAUAAUUACUGGAGAGGCAUGCAAUUUGUGCCUUAAAUCAUCAAAAACAAAAUAGAUCAAUGAACCUAAAACAUAAAACUAAGUGGAUCAUUUUUUCCAACAUGUCCACAUAAACUUCUUCAAACAGUUAUCUUUUAACAUUUUUUUUAGUUUGUAUAAUCUUUUGUGGUUUGUCUCUUGUGUAAGCUUCAUGUAUAGGUUUCCACGUGACACCAUGUAAUCAAGCAUUCCCCAUUGUGAUGCUUAUAGUUAUAGUAUUUUCUGUGUAAUGUAUAGUUUUCGUUAAAAUUGUAGACAUUAUAUGAAUUUUCAUACUUUCUGCCAAGUUUA
Molecule: messenger RNA, 2017 nt
Organism: Medicago truncatula (barrel medic)
Lineage: Eukaryota; Viridiplantae; Streptophyta; Magnoliopsida; Fabales; Fabaceae
Product: probable chlorophyll(ide) b reductase NYC1, chloroplastic
Exons: 10
Coding region: 148-1692 (514 amino acids)
Biological process (GO): PSII associated light-harvesting complex II catabolic process; chlorophyll catabolic process
Molecular function (GO): chlorophyll(ide) b reductase activity
Source: RefSeq, a predicted model, not a curated record